AUGGCUCUAACUAAAAAGCCGGUGAUAAAACCUAUUUUUAUCUCUAACCUUGACCAGAUCGAGAAGGUAGAGAAGGUAGAGAAAACGAGAGAACAGGCUCUGAAUGACAUCAGGGAAAAGCUAAAAUCCAACAAACUGAAACAAGAGGAAAAGGCAAGAGAGGAAAAGGAGAAGCAGGCAACCGUCAUGUCUUGGUCUCCUUCACCAAUUGUCGCAAAGAAAAGUUCCAGUUGGGGUUCACAGAGUUCUGGGAGUAGUGGCAGUGGUACUGAGUCUCCUGCGAUAAGAGACUUUAGGCGAAAACAGUCACGAGAAUUGUUUGGGGACUUCAAGUUGAACAUCCCUUUAAAACAAUCCAAAUCUGCUCAGAGUAUCAUGGUGCUAAACUCAGAUAACUCUAGUAAUUCAUCUAAACGACCAUCGUUUAACAAAGGUCGCUCAGAGAGUGUUCUUCAGUUUACGGCUUCAAACAACAAACUGGAUUCUAUUUGGUUACACAAGAUGACCACCAUCUCAAGACAGCAUUCAGUUGUUUCGUCCCUUGAUGGACAAGAUCCGAACGAGGAGGACGACAUCAUGGAAGAUGUUGAACAAUUUCAUGUGGUAUCAGGGACCACUACCCCAUUGGACAUCCCCAGCAGCUGCCAUCAUUCACCAGGGGACUCUGAGUAUUUGGAUGACGCAGAUUUCGUCGCCGUCUCUCCGAAGUCGCAACCCCCCAGUAUGAGUGACUUAGCAGACUACUACAAUCAGAACCAGUUCCUUUGA
Messenger RNA from Komagataella phaffii GS115, 768 nucleotides. RefSeq lists its product as hypothetical. Bases 1 to 768 code for a protein of 255 amino acids. The record is from RefSeq and is a predicted model, not a curated record. Lineage: Eukaryota; Fungi; Ascomycota; Pichiomycetes; Pichiales; Pichiaceae. The transcript has a single exon.